This is a messenger RNA of Cotesia glomerata, 1512 nucleotides long. RefSeq lists its product as uncharacterized. NCBI's taxonomy places the organism in Eukaryota, Metazoa, Arthropoda, Insecta, Hymenoptera, Braconidae. Bases 592 to 1146 code for a protein of 184 amino acids. The record is from RefSeq and is a predicted model, not a curated record. The transcript is spliced from 2 exons.
GCAAAUAAACGUCACAUUUUUUAUAACAAGUGAAUAAAUUAUUUUUUAAAUUUAAUAUUUCCACUGAAUUCUGUAAAGUUAGAACGUCAUAAGCUGCAUCAUGGAAUGAUUGUUGUUCAUCAUCUGAAUUUUUUAAAAAAUCUUGACUGAGACUAAUUUAAAUUUACCAGGACCUUUUCUAUCACCCAAGACCGAUCGAAAUAUUGCUAAAGUAAAAUCUGCCAUUCUUUUGCCGCGAAGUCAUUAUUUAUUAUUUGCAGUCUCCAACUAUACGUAACCUUAAAAUUAUUUCAAAACAUUAAAUUUUUCUACAACACAUGUCUCAAGGGCAAACGAUUCUGAGCGAGAAUGCAACGUAGCCAAGUCAAAAAAAAAGACGCAGUGGGAUUAUUUCUCUACUUCUGCGCAUGUGAGAGGAGGCGCAAAAGUGUACUGCAUCUCAACUACUUCGUAUUGUAGUUAUAAUGCUUUACAUUGGGGCAAAUGGGGGGAAAUUUUUCUGAAAGUUGAGAACCGUUGUAGGGUAAUACCUCCUUAACAUGUGACAUAUCAGAGUCAAAAAUUAACAUAUAAUAAUAUUAUUUUAAAAAUAUGUCUGUUGAAUCGUGUUUCUCGAAGAGUAUUUAUUUGGAUCCUGAGUCUGGAAAACAAUAUCCCAUGUGGGUUUCAAAAGAAACGCAAGAAAAAAUACAAUCAGAUAAAACCUUUUCUUUAAAACUCUUCAACUGGGCAAAAACUAUGCAUACCAACAAUUCCGGAAACGAUGAAAUUUUUUAUCUUGGUGAAGAAAGCUUCAACAUACUAGAUGUAACCAAAGAAUCACGUCAAAUUAAUAAUGAUGAUAAUAAUAAUAAUGAUAAUGAUUUCGAUAUGAGAGAAUUUAUUUCUUUCAACUCAACUAUUUCAAAAUCUACUCAAAAUUCUAAUGAAGCAGUUCAACAAAGUGAUUGUCGCUGUUCUACAAGACAAAGUAAAGAAAAAUAUAGCCGGAAAUAUAAUGGUAGUUUAGCAUUAAUCAGGAGUUAUGGAUUUCACUAUGAAGAAAAAAAUCAUCCAAUGAAGAAAAAAUUUUUUUGGAAUAACAUCGCGAACGAUCUAAUAAGUCAAAAAUACAACGUUAAUGAAAAACUCUGUCAGACUAGAUGAAAUAGUCUUUAUCAGUUACAAACAAUGUAAAGACAGAACUGGACGUCCUCCUGAGCAGUUAACUUUUUAUGAAGAAAUACAUGAAAUUUUGGGAAGCAGGCCAACAAAUUCAUCGCCGCACUCUAUAAGCUCAUUGCCCAAGAAAUUACAAGACGAUGAUAAGGAAAAUAAAACUGAUAAUAAUCAAAUCAAAUCAAAAAGUAAAAAAAAAAAUCUAUUGAAGAUGACAAUGAAAGAAUGCAGUAUAAAAAACUCAAGCUUGAAUUAGAGAGAGAAAAGUUGCAAAUUCAAAAGAAAAAGUGUCAAUUAAUUAAAAAAUAUCUCCAAUUAAAAAAAGGUUCCUAAUAAAGAAAAACCGAGUUACGA